GUCCGCGCGCUCCAGCGCGAGCUGUAGGCAGAAUCGCUCGCGCUCUACUUUAUGAAUGGAUGGGAGUGGCGCUGUAGUCACGCUGUUAAUAGGCGCUGGCGUUCGUCAGUGGACUUGACAGGACAGCAAGUGGACAGCAUACGACAGCAGCCAGAGCGGGCAUUAGGGGCAAAAGGCGACUCGAGGCGAUAGGGUGAGCACGCGACUGUGACAGACAGGGGCAGCUCACAUGUUACAGGGUGGGAGGAUGGGUUAGGGGAGACAAAGGAAUCGCAGGCGUGUAGUUUUUUGACCGCCCAUAGACAACUUGGACACAUUUGCGGACUGCAUAAUAAAAAGUUACAUUCCCUGUUAUCGCGCUGAUGGUCUCACAUGAUUCACACCGUGACUUUUUGAUUCGCGCGAUUCAUUUUACCCCCAAACCAGCUGAGAGACCUGCUUUGUUUGGUCAUUUUUGGGGGGGUUUGUGGUAUACGUUGCUAUAUCUGGAUAUCCCAAACUGCAUUCCUUCAUAGUUGUGGCAAAGCAGAGAGAUAAUUGUACCAAUCUCUUUUCAAAGGCGUGACAGAAGCAAAAGGGCGAGACAGAAAACUCGCAUCAGCACCACGCGAGCACACUUCGUCUGCUCUGUUUGGAAGAGACUCCGAGCCGAAGCCCGUCUUUACAGGAUCUCAGAACUAUUGGUCUUCAUCUGCUGUCUCUCCCAAGAGUUUUGAGCUGUCCCAACUCAAUGACUAACUUAUUUUUCUUUUAUCUUUAUGGAAGAAGGACACAAAACCGUAUGGUUUUGUAAGUAGAAGGCAGUGAGCACUUUACUGACGCGCGUAACCCGACAGAUUCACGAGGCGAAAUCACAUCAAAGGGCCCUCUCCAUGGAUAUAGACACAGAUUAUGAGCGACCUAAUGUGGAGACCAUAAAGUGUGUGGUCGUGGGUGAUAAUGCGGUGGGCAAGACCCGACUGAUCUGUGCCCGUGCCUGCAAUGCCACCCUUACUCAGUACCAGCUGCUUGCCACCCACGUGCCAACUGUCUGGGCCAUCGACCAAUACCGUGUGUGCCAGGAGGUGCUGGAGAGGUCACGAGACGUGGUGGACGAGGUCAGUGUCUCCCUCAGGCUGUGGGACACAUUUGGAGAUCAUCACAAAGACAGACGCUUCGCUUAUGGCAGAUCAGAUGUAGUAGUGCUGUGCUUCUCUUUGGCCAAUCCGAACUCCCUGCGCCAUGUCCGCACCAUGUGGUUCCCUGAGAUUAAGCACUUCUGCCCCCGCACCCCGAUCAUCCUGGUGGGCUGCCAGCUGGACCUUCGCUAUGCUGAUCUGGAUGCUGUUAACCGGGCUCGCCGGCCUCUGGCCAAAACCAUCAAACCCACAGACAUCCUUCCCCCAGAACGAGGCCACGAGGUUGCUAAGGAACUUGGCAUUCCAUACUACGAAACAAGUAUUGUCGCUCAGUUCGGUGUAAAGGAUGUGUUUGACAAUGCUAUCCGUGCUGCACUCAUCUCCCGACGCCACCUUCAGUUCUGGAAGUCCCAUCUAAAAAAGGUUCAGCGUCCCCUACUCCAGGCACCGUUCCUCCCUCCCAGACCACCACGACCUAUGGUGGGCAUCCCUGAUCCUCCUCCCAUGGAUGGAGAAGGUCCAGACUCUCUUUUCUGCCAGCCAUUGUGUGCAGAUGUUCUGUUUCUACUCCAGGCUGGGACCACUUGUGUCUUUGCCCAUAAGGUGUACCUGGCCACUUCCUGCUCAAAGUUCUAUGACCUUUUCACUAUGGAUCUUGGAUCGGUAGGGAUGGAGAAAGAGGGUGAGGAAAGCUCAGAGGGGAGUGAAGAAGAGGAGCAGAGCCGAAGAGGAGCCAAAGAACAGGCUGGGCGUACCAAGAGCCUGGACAUUGAUAAGGAGGGUGAAGGGGGCACCAGGGGUUCCAAUAGGCUGCUCAUGUUGCAGCAGGGCUCACUGAGGACUUCACAGAGCGAUAACGCUCUGCCUGCCAGUGGCCAAUGCUCUAUGGGACCCCUGGGAGCAGGCCGUGCUCUUUUGGGAUGGGGGCGUGGUUUCUUGGGGGUGUACUUGGAAAUCGUGGAUGACCCUGUGACAGGUCGGCCGAGACUCAUGACAGUUGUGUCAAUGGAUGAUCUCAUUCAGAAAGGGCCUUUCCAGGCAGUGCUGCAGUACCUUUAUACGGGUCACCUGGAUGAGACACGUGGGGACCUGAUGCAGGUGGCCACCAUCGCUGAGCUUCUGGAGGUCUUUGACCUGCGUAUGAUGGUGGCCAAUGUGCUGAACCGUGAGAGCUUCAUGAACCAGGAGAUCACCAAAGCCUUCCAUGUGCGUCGUGCCAACCGCAUCAAAGAGUGCCUGAGCAAGGGCACCUUUGCUGAUGUGGUGUUUAGAUUGGACGACCGAUAUCUGCCAGCCCAUAAGCCACUGCUCAUCUCAAGCUGUGAUUGGAUGGCAGCCAUGUUUCGUGGAUUCUUCAUGGAGAGCUACAUUGAAGAGGUCUCUAUCCCCAACACCACUUGUGCCUGCAUGAGAGCCGUUCUGGAGUUUCUCUACUGUGGUGUGUUAACACCAUGUCCUGAACUGCAGCCAAUGGACCUUAUAAUACUAGCCAACCGCCUCUGUCUUCCUCGCCUUGUAGCUCUAACAGAGCAACAUGCUGUUGAGGAGCUAUUGCAGUUGUCCGUUAAAGGGGUGGACAUUGAUGGACAUGUGCUGGCCUAUCUGGAGAUGGCUCAGUUCCACAAUGCCAAACAGCUCUCUGCUUGGUGUCUGCAUCACAUCUGCACCAACUACAAUAGAGUUUGUCGAAAAUUCCCUAAAGACAUGAAGACUAUGUCUCCUGAAAACCAGAAACAUUUUGAGAAGCAUCGCUGGCCCCCUGUGUGGUUCCUGAAGGAGGAAGACCGCUACCUCCGUUCUCAAAAAGAGCGAGAGCGCGAGGAGGAGAUCUUACGCAAGCAGCACACCAAACGGGGCUGGUUUUUCUGGAGACACCCAUCCUCCUCAGCACCCCACAUUUCCUGAGGGUCUUCCUCCAUUCAUCCUUUCAACCCCCCCUUUACUCCUCACCCUCAUCUCAGUCCAGAGGCAUGUAGCCAAGCCUGGGGAGCCCUGUUUCUGUGCAUAUGUCCUGACUGCUGAAAGCGAGUCCGGGGUCCUCUUUGCCUCUGAGCUUUAGCCUUCCCUACCCACGCUGGGCCUUAGUGGACUGCCCGCCACGAGAGCUCAUAGCGUAUGUGUCAUUAAACAGGAGAAGGUUUGGAGAAAGUCUCAAAUCAUUCUCUUUCUCAAUGUUACAUGUUCUACUGUGCGAAUGCAACAAGUCUCGCCGCAGCAUCACAUAGGGAACAGCAUCAUUGCAGUGACCUGCUUUCGCCUCUUAAGACUGUUAUUAUUAUACAAGACCACACACACACACACUCACACACUCACAACAGCACCCCGUCUGAGCGCUGGCGCCUGGGCACGAAUGCUGCACGAGUGUUGAUCUUUUCUCUGUGAGACCUAUUUUUGGGAAAACCGUCAUGAUCAAUGCCUACAAGCUGAAACAUAGCUUUGAAUACAACUAGCAACUAAAAUGGCGGCAGGGAUAUACAUAUAAAAUAAAUUGUUAAAAUAAAGGGGUUAUUGCCCCUGCCUUCAUGCUUCAUAAAAACAAUUCUCCAUUUUGGAUCUUCCAUUGCCCCAUAUUGUCUCAGAAUACCAAUUGUGUUGCUUAAAGAAGAAGUGUUUUUCAAAUUGCUUUUCCUGUUACAAAAUUUUGUUCAUGUGGUAGAACAGAAGGGGUGUGUAGUUCAGGUCUGUCACUCACUAAAAAAAACUCUAGGACAGCACCAAAGACAGACACUCAGACAGACAACUCAUACAAACACAAACACCUUACCAAAAUCUGCUGAAACAAAAACAUGACAGCAAGUAAACUAUGAAAUUAGGGCUAUUUUACCACUGCCAGGAGAGUAUUAGCAAUUACAGCUGUUAUUUGACAUUCUGUCGAUUGAGUUUUGUGAUUUGACCACUAGCAAGCUCCUCGACUUGCUUGCCUUUCACCUCCACCACUGGGGGGCGCCCAUGCCUUCUGAAUUUACCCUGCUUAAGUAUUAGCUACUCAUUUGUUUGUCAGUCCUGUUGCAGAUCUUCACACCCUUGUGAAAUGCACUUGUUUUUGUAGCACUACUUCAGCUCUUUGCUAUUGGCGAACCAAAAAGUAGGUUGCGAUGUUUCUUAUUCCUUCGCCGCUCCUCUCUGUUAUUCCUCUGCUCCUCUACCUCUGCAGUUAGCCAAACUGAGGGAGAAACUAUCGAUCCACUUCCUGUAGUGUUUGAUAUGUUGCAAUGUGAGGCUUCUCUUUGCACUUUACACUUGCAGAUAAAAUCGGUGCUCCGGAUUAACCUGCUAAAUGUCACAGCGUUCAACCACUCACCCAUCAUCUCCUUAAAGGGCGGUUUCACUAGACUUUGAGCCCUGCAACAGUCGUGAUACGAUGUCAUGCUCUGUGGUGUCAUUUGUUUUUUAAAAACAUAGUACAAAGUAUUCACCAUAUAACAAAUAAUAAUAAAUCCAAAAUGUAAAAAUAUACAAUCUACUCUGCUCUCCUGCAAUGCUGCGUGCGGACCAGCAAAUUGAAAGUUUAUGAUUGUUUAAUUCCGCUAAGAUGACAAGCCAUGACGCUUUGGAACGCAGCGAAAUGUAAAACUUCCUUCGCACGAGCUUGCGUUUCCGGUUUCCAGCAUUUGCAUGCGUAUGAAUGGAAGUAAAUGGAAAGAAAAGUGUAGUGUGACCGCCGCUUUACACAAGUUUACCUGUUUCGAUCUUAAUAACAAAAUAUCCCAACAUAGGCUGUAAAUCAAAAGUGUAUCCUUCUAUUUUAAUUGAAUAGCUUUCGAUUUCAAGCUUUGUACUUUGAAACAGGUUUUGUGGUUAAACUGACAGUGAUAUGCUAACAUACCCACUCUCAGUUCCUUCUUUCAGAUGUGCAUGCGCUGUAGAGUGUUGUUAACAUUCGUUUGCUAGAGUCUUGUCCGGAAAACAUGAGUGCCUAUGACCAUUGUUACACUUUCCCUUCUACAUUCAAGUAUUUCUCGGUGAAGCAUGUUUGUUUUGCCUGUUGCGUGCCUUUUAACAAAAGUGUUUUUAAUAGCUACUUUGGAGGUGAAUGAGAACUCGGAGACAUUUUAAGUUUUCCAUGCCACCCUUUUUCUAUUUCUGGCUUUCUGACUUCACUUCCUCAAGGCUGCACCCUGCUUUUCACACCAGACGAGCUGAAAUCAUCAACAGCUACAAAAAUAGACAUGCAGAGCCCAUGUGCUCAGACAGGCCUUUCUGCACUCAAAUAAUAAAUAAAUGACAAAUAAGAAGGAAGCGGAGAGCAGACACUUGUCUGUAUGCUACCGUCUUGACAUUCACCUGUAGAGGCACUUUUAUAUGUUCAUCCCAUUAAGAUGCUUUAUUUAUAGGGGCAGACAAAUAAAUUAAUGAUUAUAGAUGCCACACUAUGCCUAGAGGCUCAAUAAUUAGCAAAAUAACGAAUGUAUGACCUUGCUGUGUAUUUGCAGAUUGGCUCUGUGAUGAAUUAUGUACUUAAUCACAGCUCUCCUGUCUGAGUUAAAGACCCUCACCCCAGAUGAGCGAUUCAAGUACACUACAAACAUCAGCAUGCUUGUUGGGAUGGAAAGCGUUGUUGCUGUGGUGAUUUCGGGCUUGUUAACACUUUUAGUUUUUUGACUAUUUGCUUUUGCACUUUUAUUUUAGAUUUGGUCUGCCUUUGAUGUGCAUGGCACUGACUGUUUCUAAACUAUGGCUUUUUAAAACAUUUUGUAGCAUGGAAUGGUUUCUUCCAUUAAAACGGUGCUCCUUAUGGCCCUACAUAUUUUGUGCUUACAUAAAAAAAAAAUCCCUAAUACUUACUAUGAGACUUUUAUGUUGGCUGCUCAAAUUCUUUGUACCUUGUGCUUUAAUCGAAUAUGCCUUCAUUAACUUCAAGGACAUGUGAUCCAUGUUUUUCUGUAGAAAUUAGGUGGUUUUGUAGAUUUCAAAUAAACAGUAUUAGAAAGGUCCAUUAGCCCUUAAAAGGAUCGUUCACCCCAAAUGCAAAUUCUGUCAUUUGCUCACCCUCAUGAUGUUUGAAAGGUGUAUGGAUCUAUUUCUUCUGCGGGACACAAAAGAAGUUAUUUUGAAGAAUGGUUCAGCUGUUUAGUCUAUAUAAUUUUAAAGUCAAUGGCAU
Molecule: messenger RNA, 6219 nt
Organism: Sinocyclocheilus grahami
Lineage: Eukaryota; Metazoa; Chordata; Actinopteri; Cypriniformes; Cyprinidae
Product: rho-related BTB domain-containing protein 2-like
Exons: 11
Coding region: 873-3023 (716 amino acids)
Biological process (GO): small GTPase-mediated signal transduction
Molecular function (GO): protein binding; GTP binding; GTPase activity
Source: RefSeq, a predicted model, not a curated record